AAAACGUACCUCCAGCACCAUGUCACUCACGCCGUGUGAAAACAACACUUCCCUAUGGACAACUAUAUAAUGUCGCCGACAAUUUCCCCCGUAUAGCCAGUAUCCGACAACGAGCUCCAGGACUUAGUAGAUAUAGAACCAACCUCUAAGCCACUCAAGCACCGCCACAUACAUAAAGCAAGAUGCGUUCCUACUACGACUCCAACUACGACUCCAACUACGACUCCAACUACGACCCCAGAUACGACCCCAGAUACGACCCCAGAUACGCUUCUGAAUUCGGCUUCCACUCCUCACGCGACCAGUAUAGCUCCAGGAAUUCCGAUGCAAGGUAUGUACCUACCGCCUACGAUGCGCACUACGGUACGUCUUCGUCUCGUAAGACUAGCCGUGCUCAUGAUGGUAGUUCUCACCACUUUGACUACAGCAACAGUGGUGCUAUAAGUCCUCCGCGUUCGCAGUCGGAGCAACCUCGUCACAACGCUCCUCCUUAUAACCGCGGUGAUAUUAGUCCCUUGGGCACUUCCCGCUUCGAGCGUCCCAUGGAUAACUUCUACGGCCUCGACACGCGCCGUGACACUUCUUACGAUGCACGUGACGCUUCCUCGUCCCAGUACAGUGGUUCACAACGCAGUGAAACAGCCCGUGACUCAUAUGCUUCGACUAACUACGCUGAUGCGUACCAGCAGCGUUCGUCUGAUUCGUCUGGUGGGGCCACAAGUCUUCGUCGUAGUGCUGCAGUGCGAGGUCGCCAGAAUCCACGUGGAUUCGGCACUGCUGGCGCGUCGGAUUACUAUGCCCAAUACCGUGUUGAAAUGCCUCGAAAGCCGAAGCCUUCUGCUAACUUCUCUGGUGGAAUUGGUGGGUGGGAGCAUUACUAACGCCGUUUAAAGUUUAGUUAAUCGCGUUCUCAUUCCUAGAGUCAGUCUCCACAAUGAGAAAAAGUAACCAUGUAGAAGAGAUAUUGGAAAAGAAAAUAUAUAUUUACAAUGUAGACUGGUUGAACGAGCUGUGCGACAUGAAUUGACGCGUGGACUGAGUUACCUGGAGUAACAGAUGCAUCUGCAUAGGAAAACAAAACAUCCUCAUGUACAAGAACAGUGCUAACCUACUACUGGGUAUCGUAUCGAAGAAUGAUAUGACAUCGAAUUGCAGGCUUGGCGGUCAGGAUGUCCAAC
Messenger RNA from Dothidotthia symphoricarpi CBS 119687, 1178 nucleotides. RefSeq lists its product as uncharacterized. The transcript has a single exon. The record is from RefSeq and is a predicted model, not a curated record. NCBI's taxonomy places the organism in Eukaryota, Fungi, Ascomycota, Dothideomycetes, Pleosporales, Dothidotthiaceae. Bases 183 to 881 code for a protein of 232 amino acids.